AUGUGUUUUCCAACUCAUAACCCUAAUACUAUCUCACUAACGGUGCAAGCCAACCAUGGAGUAAACUCAGAAACCCUAGCAGAGGCAGAGCUUCCUCCUACCACGCAACCAGCUUCUCCAAUCUUCAUCGUCUUCUCCAUUAAGUGUCAGGCGCAUCGUCUUCUCCAUCGUCUUCCUGGUAGCGGCAGCGACGCAACAACCAACUUUCUCUCCACCGUUGGCGUCUCAGUCGGUAUCUCUGUCAACAUCGUUGUUCGCGGUUCCCUCUCCAGCAACCAGCUUCGUCUUCAGUCAGCCGUUCCCUCUCCAGCAGCCAGCUUCCUCCAGGCUCCAGCGUCGUCUUCUCCGGUCACUCAUUCAGAGAAGAUGUAUGACUUAAAGCAAGAACUUGAGGACCAAGAAAAACUUGAAUUAAGUAACUAUUUUUAA
Molecule: messenger RNA, 429 nt
Organism: Arachis ipaensis
Lineage: Eukaryota; Viridiplantae; Streptophyta; Magnoliopsida; Fabales; Fabaceae
Source: RefSeq, a predicted model, not a curated record